UUCUCUUCAACAUUCCCUUCAAGAUGGAGACAUUUAGGGAUCAGGGGUUCUCUGCUUCCUGCUGCGUAUCUACAGUUCCAAAUGAGUGGAAUUACAUUAUCAUAAUACCAGCAGAAAAGAGUCUGACGGAUCAGGUCCUAAUUGUCUGAGUUGGAAUUCUGUCUACAGAUACAGUGGGUGAAAUCCCGGUCCCAUUGACUUCAAUGGCAGAACUCCUAUUGGCUUUGCUGGGACAGAAUUUAACCUCAGAACUUCUGUUGGAAGUAAUUUUGAAGAAGACUGUGAAGCUCUUGCUGUUCUUAUAGUGUCAUUUUGUUCAAGAUAAUCUCCUUCUGUUUGUCCCAACCAGUCCCUGAAUUCUGUGCAGGCAAUGAAUUAAACAGUCUCUCAUUGCAGUUUGAUCAAGGCGGCGCACCCGGCUUCGGCAGAGAUGAAUGAAAGCGGCUCGCUCGAUGGAACCGGGGUCCCUUUAGCCCGCGUUCAGGCCAGCGAUGGCAACUCUUCCCUGGAGCUCUCCUCGCAGCUCCCCGUCUUUGCCAUCAACCCCUGGGACGUCGUGCUCUGCAUCUCCGGGACUAUCAUCGCCUGUGAAAAUGCCAUCGUGGUGGCCAUUAUAUUCUACACUCCCACCCUGAGAACCCCUAUGUUUGUGCUCAUUGGGAGCCUGGCCACAGCGGACCUACUGGCUGGAGUUGGCUUAAUCCUGAAUUUUGUUGUUCAAUAUGUGAUCCAGUCAGAGACCAUUAGCCUUAUUACCGUUGGAUUCCUAGUUGCCUCCUUCGCUGCUUCUGUGAGUAGCUUGUUAGCCAUCACAGUCGAUCGUUACCUUUCCCUGUACAAUGCACUGACUUAUUACUCAGAGAAGACUGUCCUCUGCAUUCAUAUGAUGCUGAUCGUUACCUGGGGGGUGUCCCUCUGUUUGGGACUACUACCUGUUCUAGGCUGGAAUUGUCUAGAUGACUAUUCAUCAUGCAGCAUUGUCAGACCCUUGACCAAAAGUAAUGUGACUUUACUGUCUGCCUCUUUCUUUUUGGUUUUUAUCAUCAUGCUUCAUCUGUACAUUAAAAUCUGCAAAAUAGUUUGCAGGCAUGCACAUCAGAUAGCUCUCCAGCAACAUUUUUUGACUGCAUCUCACUAUGUUGCUACUAAAAAAGGAGUCUCUACACUUGCUAUAAUUAUUGGGACCUUUGGAGCAAGCUGGUUACCGUUUGCAAUCUAUUGUGUAGUUGGAGAUCUUGACUACCCUUCCGUGUACACUUAUGCCACACUUCUACCUGCUACUUACAACUCUAUGAUCAAUCCUAUCAUUUAUGCCUACAGAAACCAAGAAAUUCAGAGGGCCAUGUGGGUUCUUUUUUGUGGCUGCUUUCAGUCUAAAGUGUCCUUUCGUUCAAGAUCACCCAGUGAUGUCUAAGAGACUUUUCUUUUUGUAGUGCUGCCCAAAGAGACAAUCUACUUAGUGAAUUACAGUGCCUGUAAUGAACUAGAUCCAUGUUGUGAAGUUGUUGAAAACAUGCUUAAACAUUAGCACUUUAUGUAUAUAUAUUUGUAUUAUUUGGAAUGUUCAGGUAUGGAGCUUUCAGUUCUGUAAAAAAUGUGGUUGCAUACAAAAUGGUACAUCAUAUUUGUAAAAUGAAGACAUUCCAAUACUGCUUAAUUAUAGCACUUUAUUUCUAGCUGCUGAACUGCCAAACAGUGUUGCCACUUCCAAGGGCAGAGA
Messenger RNA from Mauremys reevesii (Reeves's turtle), 1720 nucleotides. RefSeq names its product G protein-coupled receptor 6 (gene GPR6). NCBI's taxonomy places the organism in Eukaryota, Metazoa, Chordata, Testudines, Geoemydidae. Gene Ontology annotation, biological process: G protein-coupled receptor signaling pathway. The transcript has 6 exons. Bases 431 to 1414 code for a protein of 327 amino acids. The record is from RefSeq and is a predicted model, not a curated record. Gene Ontology annotation, cellular component: membrane. Gene Ontology annotation, molecular function: sphingosine-1-phosphate receptor activity.